AUGACAGAACCGAUUCACCUGGGAGUUAUCGGUCUAUCAACCAGAGGAUGGGCAUCUACUAAUCUUCUUCUUGCCGUAUCCACCACAAACCCCACGUCUGCAGAGGCAAGUGCAGUGAAGUAUUCCACGGCCGAAACCACUGUGAAGGGGUAUCACGCUCCCGAGUCUAUCGCUGCAGAUCCCAACCUUGAUUUGAUCGCCGUGUCAGUGAACACACCUAAUCAUGUAGAGAAUGCCACAAAGGCCAUUGAGUCUGGGAAGGAUCUCUUCAUCGAGUGGCCGGCUGGGAGGGGAUUGAAGGAGACGAAACUCCUCGCUGACCUAGCAAAGGAGAAGGGAAUCCGGACGAUCGUUGGACUUCAAGCCAGACAGAGCCCAUUGUUUCGCACGGUAAAGAGACUAGUCGAGGCGGGGGAAAUCGGGAAUGUUUUGUCUACGAGCAUGACAUCGCGAAUAUCCGGUCCGUAUGCGCCGUGGGGACCGACAGUGUUUAAAGGACACGAAUACGUGUUGAAGAAGGAUAAUGGUGCAACACUUCUUGAUAUCCCCGAGGCCAUUUUUUCGAGGCAUUCACUCAAUCUCGAUGGCGCGCCCACCGGCGAUGUUGUCCCUGCUGAUGGUCCGUCGCAGGUAGCUGUAUCGGGGACGCUAAAGAGCGGUGCGGUAAUGAGCUUGCACUGGCGUGCAGGCUUCCAGACGCCUGCCGAUGUGAAAGCUGCGACUCCGCUUGUAUGGGUUAUCGACGGGACGAAAGGAAGUAUCAGGAUUGAGAGUGACAAUCCUUUGGGAGCUUAUGUGGGGGUGUACGAACCGACGCAGCUUUGGGUGAAUGGUGAUGAGGUGAAAGUUGAGGAUGAUGGUAAGACGAAUGAGGGUAGGGCCUGGGAAGAAUACUUGAAGGGCGAAGGCGUGGGAGACUAUGCCGACUUGCAGCAUGCGGUUCAGAUCAAGAGCGUCAUCGACGCCAUUUGGAGAAGUGCUGAGGGAGGCGUUAGGGUGAGUCUGUAA
Molecule: messenger RNA, 1008 nt
Organism: Desarmillaria tabescens
Lineage: Eukaryota; Fungi; Basidiomycota; Agaricomycetes; Agaricales; Physalacriaceae
Exons: 4
Coding region: 1-1008 (335 amino acids)
Molecular function (GO): nucleotide binding
Source: RefSeq, a predicted model, not a curated record